Galdieria sulphuraria is the source of this 881-nucleotide messenger RNA. RefSeq lists its product as uncharacterized. The transcript has a single exon. The record is from RefSeq and is a predicted model, not a curated record. Lineage: Eukaryota; Rhodophyta; Bangiophyceae; Galdieriales; Galdieriaceae. Bases 26 to 667 code for a protein of 213 amino acids.
CGGUAAGUUGUCAACUGUCCAUAUAAUGAGUGACUUCUCUAACUCCUUGCAUUCUUUUCAAGAUGCCAUAUUCACCUCAUGCGGUCACCUCUUUUGUAGUAGGGGUUGUACUGGUUUGAAUAGUGGAGAAAGGGGUCGUUGCGACUACUGUGGACAGGAAUGUGAAACAUGUUCACUGUGUGGUCAAGGUUUAGGGCUUCCUGAAGAAACUCGUCGAUAUUUGUUCUCCUCAAUAGAGGAUGAGUUGCAACAGCUUAUCAAUAUCAUUGCUUAUCACAGGCUUCAAAGGGAUAUACAUCUCCAAAACGUGAGGGACAUUAUUCAAAAACAGAACGAACAGGUAAGGAAAGCUGAAGAGGAGGCAAAGGCUGGCAAAAAUGCAUUACGACAAAUGGAACUUUAUCGAGAAGAGAUAACUCGUUUGAAGAAUGAAGUUCAAGUACUUGCCUCAGAAAACCAGGAACUGAAAAAAAGAAGGAUUUAUUCCGAGUCUAGAGCGAAGAGUCCAUCAUUAAGCAAUUAUUCCAUGCUUCCUCGCAGCACAGAACACACCUCCCGGACAGCAACUUGUAUUAGUCCGAUCUAUCGACCGAUGACAAAUGGUAUCCACUUUAUUUGCUACACAAAAGUUUCUUUGCUAAAUGCAGUCGAAAGAAUUUACUUAUAGGAAACUCAAUUCAAACAGCUACAACAGUACAACUCCACGAGCCAAGAGUCCUUUCUCAUUAGACACAGCUAGGCAACUGCGAACAAAAGGAUAUAGUUUACAGCGGCAUUCGGAGGGAAGCAACUUGGUGAGAGAUAUGGCCUCAAAGACUUACAGACCAUCUGCGACUCCUGAUCUUCUCAAAACAGGCUCUGGCUCACGAUCGAACUUUUAU